GGAGGCACGGGCUUGGAGGUUCGUGGGUAUGACGUCAUCGCGGCCAAUGUGUCAUUCGCUAGCAGGCUGCUGGAGGUUGACCCGAUUGCGUGAGCGAAGAGACGGCGCGCAGGAAAGCAGAGAUCGAAACAUCCUGUAAAAUAUGACUAACGUAAACAAAUGCAAUAUACCGCAAUUCAGUAUUGUUUGUCGUUGAAAAUCAACAUAAGAGCACAUAGCUGUUCUGCUUAAACAUUGUGUUUGCUAUCUAGAUACAACUACCUAUCUUUCAAACACUCGAGAGUAUUUAAAUUGAGUAGCGCGUCGACGUCGGCCUGGUCAACUUGACUAGCUUGCAGUUCGCGUUCAAAGCUAGUCCUAGCUUGAUGCUAUCAAUCGCAUGAAAUCAACAUAAGAAGGAAUGAGUGAUGACCUCUGUUGUGGUGUCAGACGGUGGAGGGAAUAUGGUGGAAUACAUCACUGUCAUGGAAGAGACUGAGCAGAGUGAGGAAAACCCCGGCGAGGAUGGGGAGGUGGUGCAGGAGACGGUGGAGACUGUAAUUGGGGAGGACGGGGAGGAGUAUCCUGCCGUUGUGGUGGAGGAGGUGCCCAGUGCCCAAGUAGAGCAGUGCUACGCUGCCCAAGUGCUGGUCUAUGACGAUGGGACAUACCUGAUGCAGGACGUGGGAGACGAGCAGGAGGUGGUCACAGAGGUGGUGGAGACAGAGGUGUUAUCACAUGGGGGCAUGGUGUGCUUUGAUAAGACCUUCGAGGCAGCCGAGGCCCUUCUUCACAUGGACUCCCCCAGCAGUUUCCAUGGUGACCGCAACAACACUGUGGAGGACGUGAUGAUGGAGACCGUGGUGGAGGUGUCCACAGAGUGUGCGCCUGUAGAGGAAGACAGCUUCCCUAUAGCCCUCGACUGUGAGCCUCCCUCUGCCAAGAAGAAGAAAGGCGGACGGAAGCCAAAGAUGCAUCCACCUCAGACGGACUCCAACGGCAACCUGGACCUGGGGAUCAGGAAGAGACCCAGAGAGGGAAAAGGGAGCACCACCUAUCUGUGGGAGUUCCUCCUGGAUCUGCUGCAGGACAAGAACACCUGUCCCAGGUACAUCAAGUGGAUGCAGCGGGACAAAGGCAUCUUCAAACUGGUGGACUCCAAGGCUGUGUCUAAACUGUGGGGCAAACACAAGAACAAACCUGACAUGAACUACGAAACCAUGGGCAGGGCGCUCAGGUAUUACUAUCAGAGAGGCAUCCUGGCCAAGGUGGAGGGCCAGAGGCUGGCCUACCAGUUCAAAGACAUGCCCAAGAACAUCCGGGUGAUUGACGACGACGGGGGGGAGGAGGGGGAGGAGGGGGAUGAUGGCGAGGGGGAAUCCUCCGAGCACCACCAGGCCAUCCAGACGAUAACCCUUGACCCCGUCACCUCCAACCAGACCCAGCAGAGCUAUGUGACCGUAAUCCCUUCCGCGGCUGGCAACAGGACGGUGCGUUUGGCCAUGCCCAUGGUCAUGACCACGACGUUGGGCCAGAUGACCCUCAACUCGUCCACGGUCUUCACCAGCCAGGCGCCCAUCACCCUGGGCAACGCCCAUGCCGGUGGACCCAAGCUGGUGAUCCAGACCCUGCCGGCCAUGGUGCCGGCCGGGGCCAAGAGCGGAGAGAAGAUCACCAUCAUCACCAUCCCGGCGGCCCAGCUGUCCCAGCUGACGCAGGGUGGCCUGUCGGGCCAGCUAGCCCAGCUCAUACAGGCUAAACCCGUCGCCCAGAUGAUGCCGGCCAAACCGACCACCUACCAGGUGGUGCAGAAGCCGGCGCCUCCGCUUCUGCUGGCCAAGCCAGUGACCCUGACCCAGGCUUCCAUCCAGCAGCCACCUGUAGCGACCCUCGUAGUUAAACCGCAGCCGCCCCCCUACUCUACCUCCGCCGUCACCACGCCCGGACCUACACCCUCCGUAAAGGAGGCUGUCUCGCCCCCCACGGGCCUCCCGGAGCCUGCCCCGUCCUGCCCGUCAGAGAGCGUGGAGCCCGACCAGUCCAGUCCGGAGGAGCCCGCUGCCUCUGCACAGAACCCAGUGGCCUCUGAGUCUUGAGGCGCGGUGGCCUGAGAGCUACUGACUCCGUAUUGACUCCAUGUUGGAAGCCUCCUUCCUUCCCAGCCACCUCUACCCGGACAGUGGAGCUGAAGGAGCGUAUCUUACGGGGGCUCUGAAAUGGACCGUAGCUGUGGAGCUCCUCCUUACCCAGGGAGCUCCUUCUAGAUCAGAGAAGGGCGAGAGAGGGACUUCAUAUAAAUAAUACAUAAACGCUUUAGAAGCUCGUUGGAUCUCAAACGAUGGGCAAGCCUUAGAUUGUAAAUUGAACCCCCGCCCCCUCCCAAAAAAAGAAUAAUUCAGAAACAUAAUUUAAAGUCUGAUAAAGAUGUUUUUGUGUAAAUCCUUUUUGAUACUCUGCAGCAGGUUAUGUAUGAUGUAUUCUAAGUUCAAUACAACUGCACUUCUUUUGUCUCAGUUUGAAUCUUUGUUUUGACUGGUUCCUGUCAUCUCUGUAUGUUGUUCUGAACCCGAACCAGCACUCAGUAGAUCUCUACUGUUCUGUCCCUCAACAGUCAACGUUCUUUCGUUUUCAUAUUUUUAAUUGUUCAGAAAAGGGAGCGAAAGGAUUUUUGUCUCGGCGAAAGAUGGUUUGAGAUGGUGUAUUCCACAUUUGAAUCAUAUGCUAUUUUCUUGUACUCUCAAAGUGUAUUGAUGUAGAUUUUACUGAAAUAUGUAUUAUAAAAAAAAAAACAUGAAUUGAAA
This is a messenger RNA of Esox lucius (northern pike), 2780 nucleotides long. It is a transcript of the gene elf2a, whose product is annotated as E74-like factor 2a (ets domain transcription factor). Gene Ontology annotation, cellular component: nucleus. NCBI's taxonomy places the organism in Eukaryota, Metazoa, Chordata, Actinopteri, Esociformes, Esocidae. The record is from RefSeq and is a predicted model, not a curated record. Bases 408 to 2075 code for a protein of 555 amino acids. Gene Ontology annotation, molecular function: DNA-binding transcription factor activity, RNA polymerase II-specific; sequence-specific DNA binding. Gene Ontology annotation, biological process: cell differentiation; regulation of transcription by RNA polymerase II. The transcript has 9 exons.